Messenger RNA from Gilbertella persicaria, 1098 nucleotides. RefSeq lists its product as uncharacterized. The coding region runs from base 195 to 656 and encodes 153 amino acids. The transcript is spliced from 2 exons. The record is from RefSeq and is a predicted model, not a curated record. NCBI's taxonomy places the organism in Eukaryota, Fungi, Mucoromycota, Mucoromycetes, Mucorales, Choanephoraceae.
AACAAAAUGUCCUUAUCAAAACUGAUGAAGUGAAGAACGAAGAUGCACAAAAUAAUUAAAAGAUGGAUAACAAACUGAACACAAGACAGAAAAUGAUAAGAUUGAAUGGUAUUGUCAAAUAUGAUUUUGUUUAUAAUGCUUUGAAGUUUGGCGUUAGUAGAGUGUCUCUAACGAAAUUCUGAGUUUGAAUUAAUAUGUUCAUGUCAAGGGAUUUAGAAAUUCUUAUGGCUCUUUCGCUUAAUUAUCAGAGUGAUAACCGUAGAACCUCCCCACAAGGCAGUUCAACGUUGGAUUCUAGUCAUGAUCCAGACAACCAAUUGUCUUCUAAUCAGUCCUUUAAAGACGCUCUUAAAGCUCAAAAACGACAUAUCUUUGAAGUGUCACCAAAUGUUGAGAAUGGUAGUUUCAAACCUCUCAACGCCUAUUCAACUUCUCUGGAAGCUAAAGAACGAAGCUCCAUUAUAAUCAACUGUGCUCAAUUUUUGGGCAUGGAGUUUAAAGACAAACCUUUACUCAAAAUGUUACACUGGCAAUUUCCUAAAUGCCUUGGCCUUAAACCUAGAAUGAUUGGCAAGAACAAAAGAAAGGCUAUGAAGCUUGGCUUCUCGACUGAAAACGCAUGUAGAGACGCUUUCCUUAAAGAAUUUAAUUUGUAGUGAAUGGAAAGAAAAUUGAACUGAACAAGACCCUUGACCAUUUUGCAAUGGUAAUCAACAUUGGUAUUUCUGAAAUUCCUCUCAUGGAAGAAGAAGUAUUGAAGUCAACAUUGAUCAAUACCUUUGAACGCUUUGGCGAUAUUUUGAACAUUGGUAUCUCCAAGUGCGCUGACUCCGAAUGGUUCACUAGUCGCGGUUUUGCUACGAUUAAUAGGGAUAAAUUAAAAGCAACGUAUGCAGCUGAGCUCACUCCCCAAGUGAGACUUGUAGGUUUUCAAGCAGUAUUACUGAACACCGUUGGUCUCAAAUGAAGCCUAUUUGCACUGGCUGUCAUACGGACGAACACAUCCAAUUUGACUGACCCAAAAGAGUCAGAAAUAUAUGCUUCCGCUGCAAGAGCCCUAACCACUUGCAAGUCAAAUGCCCUAUGGCACCUUGGAAU